UUUCAUGCCCUACAAAAAAAAAGAGAAGACGGAAGUGACGUUUGCUCUCGUUCGUCCUUUCCAGAAAAAAUGGCGGCUGUUGACAUCGACGUGCCGGUGGAAGCGGAGUCUCAAAUCCGUAAUCAGGACGAGCUGGAACGUGAGGCUGAAGGCUUUAAAGAAAAAGGAAAUGCAUUCUACAGCAAGAAAGACUACUCUGAGGCUUUCAACUAUUACACUAAGGCCAUCGAUUAUUGUCCCACAAAUGCCAGUUAUUAUGGCAACAGAGCAGCCACCCUCAUGAUGCUCAGUCGUUUUCGAGAAGCCCUUGAAGAUUCACAGCAGGCUGUCAGAUUGGACGACUGUUUCAUGAAGGGGCAUCUACGUGAGGGCAAGUGCCAUCUGUCUUUGGGAAAUGCCACGGCGGCCAGUCACUGCUUUCAGAAGGUCCUGGAGAGGGAGCCCAGUAACAGAGAGGCCCAACAGGAGAAAAAGAAUGCAACAACUCUUCUGGACUUUGAACGCAUGGCGGAGUUUGGAUUUGAAAAGCGUGAUUUCAGAAAGGUGGUGUACUGCAUGGACCGCGCGUUGGCUCUGGCCUCUGCAUGCCACCGAUUUAAAAUCCUCAAGGCUGAGUGUCUAGCUCUGCUGGGCCGCUAUCCAGAAGCUCAGUCUGUAGCAAGCGAUAUACUGCGAAUGGAUUCCACAAAUGCAGAUGCGCUCUAUGUCCGAGGCCUGUGUCUUUACUAUGAGGACUGCAUCGAUAAAGCUGUACAGUUCUUUGUCCAGGCUCUGCGCAUGGCACCUGACCAUGAAAAGGCCCGGCUAGCCUGUAGGAAUGCCAAAUCCUUAAAAGCCAAGAAGGAGGAGGGCAACCAGGCCUUUAAGAACAACAACUAUGAAGCCGCCUACCAGCUGUAUACAGAAGCCCUGACGAUAGACCCCAACAACAUCAAGACCAACGCCAAACUCUACUGCAACAGAGCCACAGCAGGAGCAAAGGUGAAGAAACUUAAUCAAGCCAUUGAAGACUGCACUAGUGCAAUCAAACUAGAUGACACAUACAUCAAGGCCUACUUAAGAAGAGCUCAGUGCUACAUGGACACAGAGCAGUACGAGGAGGCUGUGCGAGAUUAUGAAAAAGUCUACCAGACAGAGAAAACAUCAGAUCACAAACAGCUGCUGAAGGCGGCACAGCUUGAGCUAAAGAAGAGCAAGAGGAAAGAUUAUUACAAGGUGCUUGGGGUCGGCAAGAACGCCACAGAGGACGAGAUCAAAAAAGCCUAUCGCAAACGAGCCCUCAUGCACCACCCAGACCGCCACAGUGCAGCAACUCCGGAGGUGCAGAAAGAAGAGGAAAAGAAAUUCAAGGAGGUUGGGGAGGCAUUUACUGUGCUCUCUGAUCCAAAGAAGAAGAUUCGUUAUGAUAAUGGUCACGAUUUAGAAGACGAUGGCACCUUUGAUGGUGGAGAUUUUGAUGCAAAUAACAUCUUCAGGGCUUUCUUUGGUGGCCAUGGUGGAGGGUUUAAUUUUGAAUCCAAUCAAGGCUCUGCCCCUGGAAAUUUCUUUUUUCAGUUUGGCUAAAGUGAAAGCCCAUGGAAGGAAAUGCAGCCCUGCAAUGGACAAAAUCAAGUCGAAACCACCUGUAACCUCCAGGUCCUCACUUUCUGACACUGAGUGUCUUGCAAAUCCUCUCCAAUAUUGUUUUUUUUAUGUUUUUUUUUUUAUUCCUUCACUCUUAAAUCUACCGCUUAUAUUGAUGCUAACACACUUUAGGAACUGUAAUUCAUGGACUUUAGUUUAUAAAUUAGCAUUGUAGAUAAAUAAGUACUUUUUUAUUGAAGUUUAAUCAGAUCAGAGCAUGUUACUUUCGCCAAAAUUAAAACAAUAUUAAGCCCACUCCUGUAUAACUGGCUCAGAUGGAGAAGAGUUGUAAGGAGUGCAUUGACCAUUUUGGCAUUAUAGUAAAUUACUUUUAGACCAAAUAUGUCUUUAAGGUUCUACUUGGACAGCAUGUCUCCUAUAGAGCAAGACUCAAUGUACUCUGUAAGUUUAAUGUCAAAACUGAUCUCAGGACAGCCUGAUUAAACUAGUCUAUUGUGAGUGUAUGUACAGGUUUUAUUGGCUCAACUGCCAAAUAUGGAAUCGACUUGCAGGGUUUUUUUUCGUCACUUCAUGCUGCAUUGUAUAUUUGACUCGAAUGUAAACUGUUUCGUGUCCAUAAACUUUCUUCUUCAGUCUUCCCUUCAGUAUAUUUAUAUUUAUUGUACUGUAUGCAGCGGGAUGCUAGUUUCAUCCUUCAUCUCUCUUCUUUUCUUUUUUUGAAGUCAUUUGUAGGUUUUCCCAUGUCAUCGCAUUCACUCUGAUAGCGUUUCCCUUAAGGCAACAAUUAAUAUACAGUCCUGUUUUUUUGGUCACACAUUCGCUACUGUCCGUGCUUCAAGUGGUGCCUUACGAGAAUGUCUGAUCUGAACUCAAGUCCAUCAUAUUUACAAAAGGCAUCAUUUACACUUGGAAGCAAACUUUUUUGUUUUGGCCAGCAAAUUAAGAUUUGCAAGUACAUAGUCAUCGUGUCAAACAUAGAAGAUGUAAAUACGUUCCGUGAGUCAUGAUGCCAUCUUCAUGUUUUACACCCAGCUACCAUUUACCCUACUUCUCCUGCACGUUUAGCCUGUGCAACGCCUCCCCUACUUGUUCCACCUGUUUCCAGGAGCACUCACAGUAAGGUGGUAACUUUUUUUUUUUAAAUUCUGUCUUUGCUUUAUGUUUCAUUUUUAAAGUAAACAUGUCACAGUAUUAACAGGACGUUUUCUUAAUGUGGAAAUAAAGAUUCUUCUUUUACUGUA
Messenger RNA from Betta splendens (Siamese fighting fish), 2825 nucleotides. RefSeq names its product dnaJ homolog subfamily C member 7-like. The transcript has 14 exons. Gene Ontology annotation, molecular function: protein binding. NCBI's taxonomy places the organism in Eukaryota, Metazoa, Chordata, Actinopteri, Anabantiformes, Osphronemidae. The coding region runs from base 70 to 1563 and encodes 497 amino acids. The record is from RefSeq and is a predicted model, not a curated record.